AAUUAAAAUCCAAUAUUAGUGCUCACCAGGCUCUAAUUAAAUAAAUGACGGCUGCAUGCAGCAAGGGCCUAGCCUAUAUACAUUAAUAAUAAAAGCAUGGGAAUGUAUAGAUCGAGAUCAUAGACUAUAGUUGUGUCCAAAAUGUCAGCAGAAUUAUCCCACGAAGAGUUAGUUCGAGAGCUACCUAACCUCGAGAAACUGAGCAAUGCCGCAAGGCAGAAGCUUGCCAAGAAGCGUCGAGUCAAGCAACUCAAGAAAUUCCAGGAGCUGCUCCGUAUGCAGAGACAGACGAGCGCUAGUGGUGCUGGGUCUAUGCUCAAGAGGCAGAGUCAACCCCUCAUCAAGAUGGAGAGUGGAGCUGUCUUGAAUGACAUGGUGGCCAGGAACGAUAUCAUUGGAGCUCAAAAGGCACUUCAAGCCGGGGCUGACCCCAACAUCUCUAAUGCUGAUGGAUUGUCCCUGCUCCAUAAGUGCUGCAUCGAUGAUGCACUAGAACUGGCAGAGAUCCUGAUAGAACACGGUGCGGACAUGAAUGCCCGGGAUGUGGAGGGCUGGACUCCCCUCCAUGCUGCUGCUGCCACGGGCAACAUCCAGAUGAUCAACACUCUCAUAAAGGAGGGAGCUAGCCUGGUGGCUAUCAACCACAACGACAAGAUGCCUAUUGACGAGAGUGCAGACACUGAUAUCAAGUAUGUUCUACAGCAGAAGAUGUUGGAGGCAGGUUAUACGGACGAUGUGUUGGGCUACAUCAGAGAGUCUGUUGCUAAGAAUAUGCUGGCUGACCUCAAGGACAGUAUCAAGAACGACCGGUCGCUCAACUUACAGGACAAAUACGGGGCAUCUGCUCUCCAUGUAGCAGCUGCCAACGGGUACGAGGAGGUGUUGGACUUCCUCUUUGCUCAGGAAGGUGUCGACCUGGACAUCCAAGACAACGAAGGUUGGACUCCAUUCCAUGCAGCCGUGUGCUGGGGCCAGAAAAGGGCCAUGAAGAUGCUGGCACAGAAAGGGGCUAAUAUGGACUCCAAAGACCUCCACGGGGACACUGCCUAUGCGGUUGCUGACAAUGCUGAACUGCGUGAGUACAUCUUGGAACUGAAGGGUCAGUAUGGCGAGUCUCACGAGGUGGAGUUGGAGGUGGAUGAGGAGGCUGGGCCACGCAAACAGCGAAGACUGUCUGUGAAAAGAAUAUCGCAGCAGGCCAAGGAGGAGUUGACCAAACAGUCAGUGCAAGACGAAGCUUUCAUCAGGAGAGCCUCCAUAGCUGACGCGGAAAAGGCCCGCCCCCACAUGACUUCUGACGCUGAGAGGAGCUUUGUGAAAGACUUAGCUGGAGGUGAUGGUGAUGGUGAUGAUGAUGACAACCCUGUACUACUCUCAGCCGUGUCGCUACGGGAACAAAGCAGCCUACCUCCUGUCAAAGAGGACAGCCCAACGGAAAAAUCACCACCAAAACGAUUGCUUUCCCUAUCGGAUAGUGACCACCAAGAAGACAAGAGAGAUAUACAUGUAUCGAGUGGUAGUGUUCACAACAAAGAAGUGGACACAUUUGAAAUCGAGGAAGUCUCAGAAAGGGCGAUAAGAACGACAAUUUUGAAACGAUCCAAACACCCAAUUAGAGUGAGCACGACAUAUAUCUCGAACGUGAACUCGAACCAACCUACUUCACCCACAGGUAGCAAUAACUCUGCACAAAACCAAAAGGGGUGUUGCACAAUACUGUAGUUUUAACGCACAUAGUUAUUAGACAGUUGUUUCUGUGUACUACUAAUUUUUGUGAUCUAUAGAUUAUAUUAUAGAUAAGUGCUUUGUUGAUAACUGAC
Molecule: messenger RNA, 1820 nt
Organism: Halichondria panicea
Lineage: Eukaryota; Metazoa; Porifera; Demospongiae; Suberitida; Halichondriidae
Product: protein phosphatase 1 regulatory subunit 16A-like
Exons: 8
Coding region: 142-1722 (526 amino acids)
Cellular component (GO): cytoplasm
Molecular function (GO): phosphatase regulator activity; enzyme inhibitor activity; protein binding
Source: RefSeq, a predicted model, not a curated record